CAGUCCAAACUCAACAAACCAAACUUACAGAGGGAAGUUUCAGAGAGCUGCGCUGGAAAGAAAAAAAGAAGAAGAAAACACGUUGGAUUAAUCAAAGAGAAUCUGUUUUGAAGAGGAGAGAUCUUGUUUGGACUGGUGGAGGGUCGAAAUGAAAAGCCUGAACCUGAUCCUGCUGGCUUCUUGCCUUUGUUGCCUGAGCACCUUCGGAGGUGCGACUGAGGUCGAGAAGGCUCUGAUCAAGAAGCUUUUUACCAACUACAACCUCAAGGUGCGGCCGGCAGAAAGCCCUGAAAAGAGGGUGGUGGUUCGUAUCGGUAUGGUCCUCUCCUCCUUCGUUGGACUGAAUAUGAAGAAUGAAGAAAUGAGCACCAUUGUUGUCAUGAAUCUGGAAUGGACAGACUAUCGGUUGAGUUGGAAUCCCAAGGAGAAUGAUGGGGUUGAUGUGUUGCGCAUCCCCUCUGGGAAGGUUUGGCUGCCUGACAUUGUCCUCAUCAAUAAUAACGAUGGGACGUUUGAUGUGGCCCUGCACGUCCACGUUCAGGUUUAUCAUAAUGGCAGAGUGACCUGGACUCCCCCUGCACUCUACCUCAGCUCAUGUGGAGUGGAGGUGAAAUAUUUUCCAUUUGACUGGCAGAACUGCACCAUGCAGUUUCGCUCGUACACCUACGACUCGACCGAGAUCGACACAUACGCACUGGACUCAAAAGGCAAGGAGAUCAAGGAGAUCAUCCUGGACGAAGCUUACAGUGAGGGAGGCGAGUGGCACAUCACACACAAACCGAGCAGAAAGAACAUGAAUGACGAUAAUUACGAGGACAUGACCUUCUACCUGAUCAUUGAGAGGAAGCCAAUGUACUAUGUGUUUAACAUCAUCCUCCCCUGCAUCCUGAUCACCAUCAUUGCCAUCUUUAACUUCUACCUGCCUCCUGAUGCAGGAGAGAAGAUGGGUCUGUCCAUCAACGUGUUGCUCACCCUCACUGUGUUUCUGCUGCUGCUGGCCGAUAAGAUCCCCGAGACUUCCCUGGGCGUCCCCAUGAUCGUCAACUACAUCAUGUUCACCAUGAUCCUGGUCACGUUUUCCGUCAUCCUCAGCGUGGUUGUCCUUAACUUGCAUCACCGCUCACCCAACACCCACCAUAUGCCCAGAUGGAUCCGCAUGAUCUUCAUCCACAUGCUGCCUCCUUACCUAUGCAUGCUGCGGCCGAAGGUAGAGAUCCCCCUCUCCCUGGAGACCGUGCCCCGCCGCGAGAAAAAGAUUUUCGCCAUCAGCAAAGGUGCUGAUGAAUACUUCAUACGGAAGCCGGACUCAUCCUUCCUGUUCCCCAAACCCAACAGGUAUCAUCCAGAGGGCAUGUGUACAGAUCUGAGGAAGUUCAUCGACGGCCCCAGCAGCUACCUCACGCUGCCUGACGAGCUCAAGUCAGCCAUAGAAGCCAUCACGUAUAUCGCUGAGGCUCUGCAGGCUGAGAAGGACUAUGAAGCUCUGAGGGAGGAAUGGCAGUACGUUGCCAUGGUGGUGGACCGAAUGUUCCUCUGGAUCUUUGUUGUCUUCACCACUGUGGGCACCUUGGCCAUCUUUGCCAGUGCCAGCUUCAACCACACACCCACUGACCCCUUCAAAUCCACCUGA
Labrus bergylta (ballan wrasse) is the source of this 1630-nucleotide messenger RNA. RefSeq names its product cholinergic receptor, nicotinic, beta 1 (muscle) (gene chrnb1). NCBI's taxonomy places the organism in Eukaryota, Metazoa, Chordata, Actinopteri, Labriformes, Labridae. The record is from RefSeq and is a predicted model, not a curated record. Gene Ontology annotation, cellular component: neuron projection; postsynaptic membrane; plasma membrane. Gene Ontology annotation, biological process: regulation of membrane potential; chemical synaptic transmission; signal transduction. Gene Ontology annotation, molecular function: transmembrane signaling receptor activity; acetylcholine-gated monoatomic cation-selective channel activity.